GAUUUGCCCCCAGCGAAAGAUGGAAGCUAAUCAUCACCGACAAAAAGCUGAGUUGGUCAGCAUGAUCCAGGCUAUCAGGGAUUUGGCCAACGCUUUCGUUCCUAGUGGGAAACUAAUAGAUUUGGUCGACAAGGACUUGCCUUUGAUAGUGAGUACCCUUCCCUACCCAUUCAACGAGGAAAUAAAAGGAAUUGCGACUGCCUCGGGUGUUCCCCUUGGCGAGGUUGUCCUCUUCAACAUCUUCUAUGAGGUCUUCACGGUGUGCACUUCUCUAGUGGCAGAGGACUCAAAUGAUAACCUUAUCCAUGGGCGGAAUAUGGACUUUGGACUAUUCAUGGGGUGGGACAUGAAGAACAGGUCCUGGCUGAUAACAGAGAAACUCAAGCCUCUGGUGGUCAACAUCGACUUCCAGAGAGGCAACAAGACGGUCUUCAAGUCCACUAACUUCGCCGGCUAUGUGGGCAUGCUGACUGGCAUCAAGCCGCAUGUUUUCACUCUGACCAUGAAUGAGCGCUUCAGCCUUGAUGGAGGAUACAUCGGGAUCGUGGAGUGGAUCCUGGGGAAUAGAGAUGGGAUGUGGAUGAGUUUCCUCACUCGCUCAGUCUUAGAGAAUGCUACCAGCUACGAGGAGGCUAAGCACCUUCUGGCCCAGACCAAGCUGCUGGCCCCGGCCUACUUCAUCCUGGGAGGGAACCAGACGGGCCAGGGCUGUGUCAUCACCCGCUCCAGAGUCCUCAGCAUCGACAUCUGGGAGAUUGAUCUGAAGCUGGGCCGCUGGUACGUUCUGGAGACCAACUACGAUCACUGGAAUGAGCCUCUGUUCUUGGACAACCGCAGGACUCCAGCCAUGAAGUGUAUGAACCAGACCAUGCAGGCAAACAUCUCACUGAAGACCGUUAUGGACGUGCUGUCGACAAAACCAGUCUUGAACAAGUUGACCACAUACACCACGUUGAUGGACGUGAACAAGGGAAAACUGGAAUCCUACAUCCGUGACUGCCCCAACCCCUGUAUGCCCUGGUGAAGCCUCCAACACAGACCUCAGAUCAGUUUCUAAAUGAUCUAUUGCACAGAACGGUGGUGGCUUCAACUGAUUCAGAAACACAACUGGAGAAUCAUGUUGUACAUAUUUCAAGUCUUUGCACUGUAACUAACUGCUCUGAUCCAAAUAUUGCCUCAACCUCAAUUGCUUAACCUGUAACACUCGUAUCCGUAUACAGGGUAAAAAUGGCAGAUUUGGGCACUAAUAAGCCCCUAAAUUGGAACAUAGUGGCUGUACAGUAACAUGCUAUACAUGACGUCAGAGCUCUGGUUCUCCGCUUCACAGCUCUGUAUGAGUUUUGACUGACAGCCAUUCUGAACUUGAGCACCACACUAAAAGAAGUUGCCUAAUUACCGGAAGGGCUGGGGGCAACCUUUGUAAAAAAAAUUAAAGAAGAAAAAAAAGGGAAAUGUUGGAAAUUUAAAAUGACUAUGCAUUUUGAAAGAUGAGACGUUGAGGAUUAUAAUAAAUACCGCUUUGAUGUCAUAUAAGCAAGCCAAACA
Coregonus clupeaformis (lake whitefish) is the source of this 1545-nucleotide messenger RNA. Its product is annotated as acid ceramidase-like. Gene Ontology annotation, cellular component: lysosome. Lineage: Eukaryota; Metazoa; Chordata; Actinopteri; Salmoniformes; Salmonidae. The record is from RefSeq and is a predicted model, not a curated record. Gene Ontology annotation, biological process: fatty acid metabolic process. Gene Ontology annotation, molecular function: N-acylsphingosine amidohydrolase activity; fatty acid amide hydrolase activity.